GGUAACGAUGACCGCGUCUUGUCAGUCUCCGCCCAGAGUUAGUCUCAAAACUUCAACAACUCAUCCCAUUAACGUCAGCUGGAUAAUUCCCGAGGAGUUGGUUGAUGGCAUUUCCUUGGAACCUUUACCGCAAAAAAUAGACCUGUUUGACAUAUAUACCACAGCAUCUCUUUACCAACAUUAUUAUGAAACCGCGGAAAGGUCGGUUCAAAGUUUGCAUUCAAACAGAAGAGGCAUGCCUACUCAACAGCACCGUAGAGCGAUCGCAUAUGGAAAUCUUGCAUUGAGUUCAUGCCCGGGCAAAAAAGUGAGGUUAAAUGGUCCCGUGAGAGGAAGAGCAAAGAUCGAUCGAGAUUUGGAUCUAGACUUUCAGAGAAUCAGGUCUUUAGAUAUAUCAAUGGUCGUUUGGUAA
Messenger RNA from Acaulospora colombiana, 412 nucleotides. Lineage: Eukaryota; Fungi; Glomeromycota; Glomeromycetes; Diversisporales; Acaulosporaceae. The record is from the annotation of a GenBank genome assembly.